GUACAACAAGCUGAGCCGUAACAUCAGAGACCUGGCACAGAAAAUCCGGGACCUGGAUGAGAAGGACGGCUUCAGGGCUCAGAGCACGCACCGCUUGUUAGAGAAACUGUACAGCAUCGGCCUCAUCCCCACCAGGCAGAACCUGGCCCUGACAGAGAGAGUUACAGCCUCCUCGUUCUGCAGGAGGCGGCUGCCCUGCAUCAUGCUGACCCUGCGUAUGGCUCAGAACCUGAAGACUGCCAUCACUUUCAUCGAGCAGGGCCAUGUGCGCGUCGGCCCAGAUGUCGUCACAGAUCCAGCGUUUCUGGUCACAAGAAAUCUGGAAGAUUUUGUCACCUGGGUGGACUCGUCAAAGAUCAAGCAGCACGUCAUGAAUUACAAUGACGAGAGGGACGACUUUGAUCUGCUGGCGUAAGUCUGCUGUGUGACGACUUCAGCUCAGCCUGGUUAAAACUGCCUUCAGAUCUGGAAAAACUUUUAUUUUUAUAAACUAAACAGACGAUCUGCCUCUGCAGGACACGUUGGGAAAAAUAUCGUCUGUGCUUCAGUUUAAAGGAACUCUGGUUUGGCAGUGUUUUUUUUUUUUUUGUUACUUCUGAGGAAAAGUCUAAGAUUCCUGCAUCAUGUCUGUAUUUUUAUUUAACUUCUAACAGGAUGGCAUGGAGUCCUGGGUGCUUCYGAUUAGGAUAAGAUUUUUUUUAUUGUCAGUGCUUUAUUCAAAAAUACAACAAACUUCAAAGAAUUGUCUGAAACACUCCCAUCACUCAUUCAUUCCUAUCAGA
This is a messenger RNA of Austrofundulus limnaeus, 782 nucleotides long. It is a transcript of the gene imp3, whose product is annotated as IMP U3 small nucleolar ribonucleoprotein 3. Gene Ontology annotation, cellular component: small-subunit processome; Mpp10 complex. Lineage: Eukaryota; Metazoa; Chordata; Actinopteri; Cyprinodontiformes; Rivulidae. The record is from RefSeq and is a predicted model, not a curated record. Gene Ontology annotation, molecular function: rRNA binding; snoRNA binding. Gene Ontology annotation, biological process: rRNA processing; ribosomal small subunit biogenesis.